This is a messenger RNA of Protopolystoma xenopodis, 339 nucleotides long. Lineage: Eukaryota; Metazoa; Platyhelminthes; Monogenea; Polystomatidea; Polystomatidae. The record is from the annotation of a GenBank genome assembly.
AUGUCCAGUCGAACAGACAAGACAGUUGAAAAACAAACCAGCAAUCAGGCUGGUCCAGCAACGCAUGGCAUCGCGAGACAGCUUUCUCAAGAAUGGGGUUUUGGACUGCCACAAACCUCCCUGCUCCGCCCAUGCCUCUUCCUCGACUGGGGCAGAUGGGAUUCGACUCAUCCCCUUACGAUAAGCCGGUCUCAUGAUCUUCAAGCCCUCGCCUUGGCGACACAGCAUCCGUCAGUUGCCAUGAUUGCAUGUGAAAGGGGCUCCGCGUGUCAGACAGACGAGCUCGAGGUGAUAAGCUGGCUCGGAGCAGGACCGUUGCUGGGACGUAGUGGCGGCUGA